AAAUGUCAGAGACAAUAAUUUAGCUCAGGAGACUCAUUUGCUUCUAACGUAAAGUCCGUCCACAACUGUUUCAGGUGUGCUGCUUAAAGUGCAACCUCCAAGUCCCACGAAAACAUACCAAAAUCGAAUUGUGGUAUUACAGUAUCCAACAUCACCAUGAUGGAUUCUGCCACUUCCCAUCAUAAAAUCACAACUACAGCUUCUGGGUUCGUACUCGAAGAUGUUCCUCGUUUAUCUGACUACAUCCCUGAUCUUCCCACAUAUCCUGACCCUUUACAAGACAAUCCUUUCUAUUCAGUUGUUAAGCAAUACUAUGUGAAUUUGGAUGAUACAGUUGCGCAACAGGUAGUUGUACAUAAAAAUAGUCCCAGAGGGACCCAUUUUCGGCGUGCUGGACCUGCUCAAAAGGUUUAUUUUGAUUCUGAGGAAGUGUACGCUUGUAUUGUUACAUGUGGUGGUCUUUGUCCUGGUCUGAAUACAGUGAUAAGAGAAAUUGUUUGUGGCUUAUACCAUAUGUAUGGGGUGCACAAAGUUCUGGGAAUAGAGGGAGGAUAUACUGGUUUUUAUUCUCGAAAUACAGUUCCUUUAACACCAAAGGUUGUUAAUGAUAUCCACAAACGGGGUGGAACCAUCCUUGGGACAUCAUAUGGGGGCCAUGAUACCUCAAAGAUUGUGGAUAACCUUCAGGAUCGGGGCAUUAAUCAGGUUUAUAUACUAGGAGGAUUUGGAACUCAAAAGGAGGCAGCUAUGAUUUUUGAGGAGAUUAGAAGCCGUGGCAUGAAAGUUGCAGUGGUUGGAAUUCCGAAAACCAUAGAUAAUGAUAUCCCAGUUAUUGACAAGUCAAUUGGUUUUGACACUGCUGUUGAAGAGGCACAGCGUGCUAUCAAUUCUGCCCACGUGGAAGCAGAAAGCGCUGAGAAUGGUAUUGGCGUUGUUAAGUUAAUGGGGCGUAACAGUGGAUUUAUAGCCAUGUAUGCAACUCUUGCCAGCAGAGAUGUGGACUGUUGCUUGAUUCCAGAAUCACCCUUUUAUCUUGAGGGUGCAGGAGGACUUUUGGAGUUCAUUGAGAAAAGACUGAAAGAACAAGGCCACAUGGUUAUAGUAAUAGCUGAAGGUGCAGGUCAGGACCUUCUUUCUGCCAAUCCAUCUACUGUUAAUAAGCAGGAUGCUUCUGCUGACAAAUUACUUGAAGAUGUUGGCUUGUGGUUGUCCCAGAAAAUUAAGGAUCACUUUACAAAACGUCAAAAAAUGGUUAUAAAUCUGAAGUACAUUGAUCCUACUUACAUGAUCCGAGCCAUUCCAAGUAAUGCAUCUGAUAAUGUGUACUGCACUCUCCUUGCCCAAAGUGCUGUUCAUGGUGCAAUGGCUGGAUACACAGGCUUUACCGUCGGCCCAGUUAAUGGCAGAAACUGUUACAUUCCAUUUCAUCUGAUAAAUGAGGGAGAGAAGAGGGUUGUGAUAACUGAUCGGAUGUGGGCAAGGUUACUAUCCUCAACCCAUCAGCCUAGCUUCUUGAAUCCACAAGACAUAACAGGAGAAAAAGAGGAAAAAAAGGAACACCAAACCUCCGACGGGCAGAACCAUCCAGAUAUGGCUGACUAAACUGGGCGUAUACAGACCACAAAUAUAACACCAAGUUAUAAUGCCAUCAAAAUGUGGAGACUCGAGUUACAUGAACAUUUUAAUUCAAGUAACAUCAAAUUAGAUAAUUGACAUGAGAUGAAACCAAAUCUAGUACAUCUCUUGCGGUAUUUAAGCCAAAAUGAUUGCAUCUGUAUUUACAAACUUUUGAUGAGUCAAAUCUUACAUCUUAGAAAUCAAAAGAAAGAGAUCCGAAUAACACCAGCAGCUUCUCUUAGUUAUCUUCUGAAAACAGCGUCAAUAACCUCUUUCAGAUUCUGGCAACCUACAACUUCCAUGUUUUCCAGACCUUCAGUUUUCAAAAAUUUCUCAGCUUGCUUCGGGACUACACACUUUUUGUAACCCAACUUUGCCAACGUGUAUACCCUUUUAUCAAUUCUAGGAACCUGUAUCAUAAAAUACCCAAUCCACCAGGCUAAGGCUUGAGAAAAUAUAUAAAAUACUUCAUUUAAUUUUGAAUUGAUGAAUACAAGCAAGCAGCGUUUCUUAGAAAGCACAACAGAAGUGUAAUUUUAGAUUACCACAUCUUUAUUAAAUGCAAAGUAAUAAAGCUUAGGAUCGUUUGGAAAAAAUGGAUAUGAUUUUUUAGGUUUUACUCAGUUGCAUGUCAACUGAUUGGAAUCAAUUCCUAUCUAAUAGAGGGAGAUUGAAUUACCAAUGAAAAGCUAGAAGAGAAUACAGAAUUGCAAGAGCAAUACCCCCCCAACCAAAGAAAUUUCCUAUAACCCUAUGCUGAAAAUUCCCCAUUUUAGACAGAUCUGAUCACGUGUCUUAUCUCUCUUCUAACCAGACCUUACUCCUUAGAUGCUUCAUACAAGUUAUUCCCUCCUAAUUUAGCGUUUGGCCUACGAGAGCAGACUUUUAGGGCCUUUUUGUGCCCAACUUUAUUAGCAAUUAUGUUCACAGUCUUAUCACAAGCUCUAAUGCAUAAAGCAAUAAAGUGCUCGUGUUGUAUCAAGCUAUGGUUUUAUCAGAACUAAAACCGACCAGAUAAUUCGAGUCAAUACUCAACAGCAGAGUUCAACAAUAUAAUCUUGCAGCAUUUUAAUCACUACUUAGAAAUCUGAAAAUGCCACAAAACAUCACAACACAUGAAAUCUAACAAGCAACAUAUCUGAAAAUUUCACAAAGGACGGACUUUUCAUAGAUGGAAAUACGAUGGAAAAUCGCACCUUAAAACCCUUCAAUAUAAAAGUCAGCUCACCGCUAUGCUAUUGAAAACUCUAAAUUGACCUUUAAAUAUAUCACAGUAGCAAGUAGCAUCAA
Abrus precatorius (Indian licorice) is the source of this 2907-nucleotide messenger RNA. RefSeq names its product ATP-dependent 6-phosphofructokinase 3-like. The coding region runs from base 157 to 1602 and encodes 481 amino acids. Gene Ontology annotation, cellular component: cytoplasm. NCBI's taxonomy places the organism in Eukaryota, Viridiplantae, Streptophyta, Magnoliopsida, Fabales, Fabaceae. Gene Ontology annotation, biological process: fructose 6-phosphate metabolic process; glycolytic process. The record is from RefSeq and is a predicted model, not a curated record. The transcript is spliced from 13 exons. Gene Ontology annotation, molecular function: ATP binding; 6-phosphofructokinase activity.